Filobasidium floriforme is the source of this 1557-nucleotide messenger RNA. RefSeq lists its product as uncharacterized. Gene Ontology annotation, molecular function: tRNA binding. The coding region runs from base 73 to 1362 and encodes 429 amino acids. NCBI's taxonomy places the organism in Eukaryota, Fungi, Basidiomycota, Tremellomycetes, Filobasidiales, Filobasidiaceae. Gene Ontology annotation, cellular component: nucleus; cytosol; elongator holoenzyme complex. Gene Ontology annotation, biological process: tRNA wobble uridine modification. The record is from RefSeq and is a predicted model, not a curated record. The transcript has 5 exons.
UCUCCCUCAGCUUGGUAUGCCCCGAAUCGUAGAGUUUACUUUUGCCCCUGUGUCGACCGGGAUAGCAACGAUAUGAACGCUUCGGGACCUGUACUGCCGGCCGUGCUUGCAAACACACAAACCCCGCAUCAACCUUUUUUGCUCUUGCAAGACACAUCGACAUGCUCCGGAAUACCCGUCUUGAGGCAGCUCAUCGCGAGAAGCAGGGACAGCGGGUCACCGAUCAUCCUUGUUUCAGCAAUGCAUAGACCGGAAUUUCUGGGCAUCGACGAUGUAGCUGGAAAAUCAACCAUUAAAGUGCUCGAUCUGACCAACACCAUCCCCGGGUUUCCAUCGAGCUCCCAGACCAAGGCUGUCAGUACGAUAGAUGACAUCAUAUCCUGGAUUCUUGCGUCAUGCAAAGAGCUCGGGCGGAGUGUCCAGGUUUACAUCGAUGACAUCGAUACUCUGGCGGAAGAUUAUGGCUCUGUCUCUGCGAUCGCGAAAAUGGUCAAAGACGUGGUCAAGACUUUGGCGGGCCUUAAAGCUCCUAGCCGCCUAGUCCUCCUAUCCUCAACGUCUGGCUCCUCGCUACCCAAUCUGAUCAGCCCUACCGUUUCUUCCACUCUGACAUCUAUCAUCGUUCAUCCUCCCGAGACUAUCUCUUCCUUGCACUCGGCAUAUCUAUUCCCACCGCCUGUCUCUGGCGACCUUUCCGAAGCUGGAACGACCGGAGGUUCCCGGUUCAGAGGGAUCUUGGAGAACGCUACCAAGCGGAACGAAUCUCUGCGGUUGACGUUGACCGGAGAACUCGGAGCUUCCGUGGGCGAUUGGGUUGGGGAAGAUUCCAUCACAAGUCCUGCAAACUACAGUGGUCAAAGUGCGGGCUCGACAGCUGGAGAAGCCUCCUCGUCGGCGACUACAAGCGGAGUAGUCGUCGAAAUCCUGGUCCGUAAGGCCGCUGGGGGCGCGUCCAAGGGCAUGGUCAGGAGACUGGAAGGUCUACGACCUAGCACCAAAGGCAAGGGAAAAUCGCGUGUCUCAGAAUGCGACCUGGAAGCAUGCCGCUGGCAGGAUAUCAAGGGUUUGGAGUCGCUCGCAUCGGGUUAUCAGGCGGUCCGAACUCCAAAUGAAGAAGCAGAGGGCGACAAUAAGAAGAAAGAUGAGGGAAAGGCACAUGUAGAUUCGACCUUCAACCUAGGCUUGACGGACGCGCAACGAGCAUCGAGGGCCGAAGUGCCGAUACCUUAUGCACACGAAGGUGAUGACACUCCCGAGAGCAAGCGGUACGACACCACACAUACCGGGGCGGGUAUCAUCUUUGAACCAGGGUCAGACGAUGAUAUGGACGACGACGAUCCCGACGACGAUUUAGAUUUCUGAGAAAAGGUUGUACCACCGCUUUGGCCGCCGUUGCAUGGCUGUCGUUGUGUGAGCAUUUGAGCGGUAUCAUUUGCUUACGUAAUAGGUGUCCCGGAGACAAAUUUCUUUGAUUUUGUCCGAGAUCCAAGCUACAAGCUAGCAGCUAGCAGCUAGCAAUUGCAUUAGCAUGAAUUGUGAGACACGAGACACCGGACC